AUGAACUCCCCUCCUAGAUCUCCAAUUAGCAUUUCCUCAGCUGAAACAUAUAUUCCUGAGGCUCUCAGACUACGAUCACCCGUGGUCCGGUUGCGUACUUCGCUGAUCCACGAUCCAGUAAUCAAUCAGUCAUAUGUGAAGUCUCCCAUAAUAAGAGAGCGCACAGCAUCUUUACAGGAACACCAGGUUCUUGAUCAAGUCCUGGAUAUCAUUAAAACUGAUGAGCAUACCAGAUGGAUUAAGGGCCUAUUCUAUUUGGCAGUACUUAUUAUAACAUGGGUCAUUGCCGUGCAAUUGGCUAAUAAUCUCAUGAAGAACACAGAUUACGAUCAUCCUCUUUUCAUUGCCGCUGUUGACGGAGUUUUCUUUCUGCUGUUUGGCAUUCGAAGUCUUUUAAGACACAUAUAUUCUGCUUUGACAAGGACAUUUGGUUACCGAUCGCCUCUUAUUCGGCAACCUGUCAUCAAUUACCAAGCUGCACAGUCUGAACCGGACUCGAUUCUUUUGGAAGCCCUUUCUUAUCAACUUUCCUACUACGAAAUCCUAUCAGUUGGCGCUCAGGUAGCUAUAGUGUAUUUCAUUAGUGGGGCGUGUGCCACUACAGCUCUCAAAUACACCAGUGCAUCCAAUCAAACCAUUCUUUCCACCACUUCCUCUCUUUUUACAUUGAUGUUGGGUGUUCUCACUCAUGUAGAGCGGUUCUCUGUUGCCAAAUUGGUUGCAAUUGUUGUUAGUAUUAUUGGAAUAUGCUUAAUAACUAUGGAGGAUUCCAUUAAACUCAAAUAUUCCACCUCAAAUCUAGAGAUCUUAGGUGAUCUUAUUGCCUUGGCGGGUGCGUUGGCUUAUUCUGCAUUUCUCAUUAUUCUUCGUUUGAAACUUGGAGGACAAACGGACUCUCAAAGGGAUAUAUUAGUCUACGUUUGUCUCGGAAUAUGUACAAUAUUGUUUGUUACUCCUCUACUUGGCAUAGCAGAUUUGAUUGGCCUAGAGAAGUUCUCCUUUCCUCCUGAUAGAACUACUCUUCUAAUAAUCCUUCUCUGCGGUUUUCUCAAUGCUGUUUCAGAUUAUUGUGCUUCGGUAGCUUCACUACUCACCUCACCACUUAUCACGUCACUUUCUCUAUCGAUGGCCAUUCCGGUUAGUAUGCUCUGCGACUCAUUUUUCUUCCAUACCAUCCAUACUUCGGCUACUUACUAUUUGGGAAUCAUCCUUAUAUUUUCGUCAUUCAUUUUCACUAGUCUCUCUGAUCAGGAAGAUGUCAUCAAUACCGCCGUUAAGGAGGCAGUUUCCGAAGCUGUCAAUUAUAAUGAUGCUCUAUCACCUAUCCUUACGCCUCAUCUUUCUAUUACUUCACCGUUCUCUUCUCCGGCCUUGCUCACCUACGACGAAAUUCCCGGUUUCAAUAUAGACAACUCUUCAAACAUUGCUGUGUCACAGCAACAGUUGGUUGUGGCAGGUGGCCACAACCGUAAAUAUUUCAUUAGGGAGGUUAAAACAUAA
Molecule: messenger RNA, 1500 nt
Organism: Brettanomyces nanus
Lineage: Eukaryota; Fungi; Ascomycota; Pichiomycetes; Pichiales; Pichiaceae
Exons: 1
Coding region: 1-1500 (499 amino acids)
Biological process (GO): regulation of peptide transport
Cellular component (GO): membrane
Source: RefSeq, a predicted model, not a curated record